Silurus meridionalis is the source of this 2726-nucleotide messenger RNA. Its product is annotated as zinc finger protein 883-like. Gene Ontology annotation, cellular component: nucleus. Bases 1 to 1932 code for a protein of 643 amino acids. The transcript is spliced from 3 exons. NCBI's taxonomy places the organism in Eukaryota, Metazoa, Chordata, Actinopteri, Siluriformes, Siluridae. Gene Ontology annotation, molecular function: RNA polymerase II cis-regulatory region sequence-specific DNA binding; DNA-binding transcription factor activity, RNA polymerase II-specific. The record is from RefSeq and is a predicted model, not a curated record. Gene Ontology annotation, biological process: central nervous system development; regulation of transcription by RNA polymerase II.
AUGGUUUGGCAGCUGAACCCGGCUUCGGAUUCCCACCGGAAGCUCAGUGCCGCUCCUCGUGGUUCAGAACCACAGACGCCGGAUCAUGCAAGCUCGGCUGCGGCACGCCCCUCAGCGAGCUCGAGGGGAUUUCCAGCUCGUUUCCCCGGGAAGAGAGACGAAUUGGGCGGAUUCCUGCGGAGCAUCGCGCAUUGGAGCGCCAAAGGGGGCAAUUUUGGCUCACUCGCCGAGUUCAUCAGGCUUCUUCUGGGGAUGUGUGGGAUGGAGGUGGCGGAUCUCCACGACAGUCCCCUCAAGGAGGAAAGUGCUCCGGUCGUGAGUCCUUCGGAGCGCACAGCUAUGUUCCAGGAUUCUCUGAGGUUCUCUCCGUCCCAAGGUGCUUCAGAGCGCGUGACUCAGUUCCAAGGUUCUCCCAGGUGCGCGGCUCAGUUCCCAGGUUCUUCAGGGUACGUGGCUCCAUCCCAGAGCUUCCAUGAGCAAGUGGCUCCGUUCCAGGGCAUCCAAGAGCACGUGGCUCCCUUCCAGGGCAUCCAAGAGCACGCAGCUCUGUUUUUUGUUCCGCCGAGGGCGCCGCUCAGCCUCAGAGUUCCGCCGAGGGCGCCGCUCAGCCUCAUAGUUCCGCCGAGGGCGCCGCUCAGCCUCAGAGUCCCCAAAAGAGCUCAGCCCAGCCACAGAGUCCCCCGGAGCGCUCAAUUCAGUUCAAGGGCCGCGAGAAGGACGUCGAACCGCUGCCUCCGAGUUCACCACAAGUCGGCGGCUCACCCCCAGCGCUCACAAAAGGCUCGCCCCCACGUGCUCUUGGAUGCACUGGAAUGGAGCCACUUGCUCAUGGAAGCUCUGGGAUGGAGCCGUACAUUUCUGAUAACAUGCAAUACCACAUCUAAAAUUAUUACAGUAUAUUUAAUCAUUUUAUAUUUUUUUCAGAUCCACCACUGCUCAGAUUGUGGGAAGAGUUUUACUAAAAUUGCUGUUCUGAAAAGACACCAACGUAUCCACACAGGAGAGAAGCCGUAUCACUGUGAUCAGUGUGAGAAGAGUUUUACUCAACAGGGUCAUUUCAGAUUACACCAGCGUGUCCACACAGGAGUGAAGCUGUAUCACUGUGAACAGUGUGGGAAGAGUUUUACUCAACAGGGUACUCUUAAAUCACACCAGCGUAUCCACACAAGAGAGAAGCCUUAUCACUGUGAUCAGUGUGAGAAGAGUUUUACUCAACACGGUCAUCUCAAAUCACACCAGAGUAUCCACACAGGAGUGAAGCCGUAUUACUGUGAACAGUGUGGGAAGAGUUUUACUCAACAGGGUAAUCUCAAAUCACACAAGCGUGUCCACACAGGAGAGAAGCCGUAUCACUGUGAACAGUGUGGGAAAAGUUUUACUCACUCGAGUCAUUUCAAAUCACACCAGAGUAUCCACACAGGAGAGAAGCCAUAUCACUGUGAACAGUGUGGGAAGAGUUUUACUCAUCAGAGUAAUUUUAGAAUACACCAGCGUAUCCACACAGGAGUGAAGCCGUAUCACUGUGAACAGUGUGGGAAGAGUUUUACUCAACAGGAUCAUCUCAAAUCACACCAGCGUAUCCACACAGGAGAGAAGCCGUAUCACUGUGAACAGUGUGGGAAGAGUUUUACUCAUCUGAGUACUCUCAAAUUACACCAGAGUAUCCAUACAGGUGAGAAGCCGUAUCACUGUGAACAGUGUGGGAAGAGUUUUACUCACCUGAGUACUCUCAAAUCACACCAGCGUAUCCACACAGGAGAGAAGCCGUAUCCCUGUGAACAGUGUGGAAUGAGUUUUAGUGCUCGGCGUGCCCUCCUUAGCCACCAGCAGAGUCAUACCGGACAGAAGCUGCACCUCUGUGGACACUGUGGACGGAGCUAUGUUUAUCAAAGCUCAUUAAGGAAACACAAGUGCUCUAACAUACAACCAUAAACUCCUGAUGUUAAUCUGUAAAACAAAUCAUCUUAAAUUUCUUAUUUGAGGCUACCUGAGCAUCUCACCCAUAUGUGCUUUCUGAACAUUAUCUAAUGGAACGGCUUCCAAUCUAUUGUCCCUGAGCCCAGUGUUACUGAUUUACUGCAAACUUGAGCUUGAUCACACGGUUACACAGCAAGAUCAGGGAAUAGAUUUUUGUUGUAUAUAUCUGGACCUAUAAGAAUUAAAGUGCAGACAAAUCUCAAAAGUCUUUUUUUUUAUCUAAAAUGUUAAAUGUAUAAACCUUUAGGUAUUUUGCACCGACGUUCAUUUUUUGUGUUUCUCUAACUUUGAAUAAGUUUAUUAGUCAACUGUAAGGUUUGGUUGAGGAGUGGUAAUGGUAUGGGGCUGUACUUUGGGGUAAGACUCAGCCCUUGACUUAAAGUGUAGGGAAAUGUUCAUUACUUUAGCAUACCAAAUCAUUUUGGACAAUGCUAAUGCUUCUAAUAUUGUGGGAAUAGUUUGGAGACGGCCCUUUUUUAAUCCAGCAUGACCAUGCCACAGUGCACAAACUGAGGUUCGUAAAGAUGGUUGGAUGAGUUUGGUGUGGAAGAACUGAACUGGCCUGCACAGAGCUCUAAUCUUGACUUCACUGAACACCUUUGAGAUUAAUGUGAAUGUUAAAAGUUGAUUAUUCUAAAUAGACUGUAUGAGUCUCGGUGUCAUUAAAAACGUCUUGAGGAACAUUGUUUUGUGAUUAUUUCAUGAACAGUUCACUUAUUUUUCUUUUGCUAUUGUUUGUUAACUUAUAC